GAGGCCACGCAGGACAGGAGACUGAGGUUGUCAAAGAAGACGGGGAGGAGCCGGUCCCGUGUCCCUGCCCCAACUGCUGGCUGCCUCGUUUGGGUGCCACGGGAGGUAUUUAACAGCCUCAGAGCUCGGCGAGGUAGCACAGACCAUGCCAGCACCCGGCUCGCACUGUAUGGCCCCCUCCACCCAUCACCUCCCGAGGCUUCUCGCUCCCUUCACAGCAGCGUGCCAUUCUAAUUAAAAGAGAAAAGAAUCAGUAUCUUCUCCUUCCAAGUGCCUAAUUUUUGCAUGGGGAUGCAAGGAUGUGACCCGAAGAUUACAUAAUUAGAAGGCAUUUGUUAUGCUUGCGUUUCAAAUCAGUGAUUAGCAUGUGACAGUCCCGUCCUGGGAAACGCCAAGCCACCGUUGCUCUCCUCUCUCUCCUUCCUUGCACACUGCUAAUUCCCAACUCUGGCAACCGCCAGCGCUGAAGGCUCUUCAACUAGCCUGGGGGUUCAGACCAGCUGACCCAGCGCAGGGCUCCCAUGUGGGCAACUCUCAGCCAUGGGAUGUUCCCAGUGACCAGCCAGAACCCUCCAGAGUGAGGACAGGAGUCCCCGCAAGGACGCACACCCUAUAGCAGCCAUGGAUUCAAACAAACAAGAAGGAGAGACUGAAAGUGUGCCUGUGAGUACCCCCGCAACACAGAUUUCCCAGGACUCAAGCGCCUGAGUUCCCCGGGGUGGCUGUCCUCUUACCACCAGUGCUCCAGUUUUGGACUCAGUUUAUAACCAGAUGUUAGGCCGAAUUUCUGUUGUAAAGUUGCAGGCAUUAGCCUCUGAGUUGAAGGCGGGUUUCACAGAAGCAAUGCAGGAGCUGUCGCGAAUCCAGCAUGGCGAGUACGCCCUGGAGGAGAAGGUCAAGAGCUGCCGCUGUGCCAUGGAAGAGAAAGUGGCUGAGAUGAAGAACUCCCUCAACACCUUCAAGGAGGAGCUCAGCGAUGCAAAGUCAAUGAUUGAAGAAAUCAGUGCCAAGCAGGAGGAAAUGCAACAGAAAAUUGAGCAGCUUCAGCAGGAGAAGAGGCGGGAAUCACGGAAAGUGAAAGCUAAAAGAGCACAAAAGGAUGACCACAGCUCACAGACAGUGCCUACACCUCUCCAGGGCAGCCCAUUUCGAUCCAUUAACCUCCCAGAACCUGUGAUGAUCAACGAAGAUUUUACAAGCCUUUUGCACAACGUGACUUAUGAAAAAGUGUCUGACACCAGGAUCAUGCCGAUAGGAGAUGGAAGUGUUAAAGUCGUAGCAGGUCCAGGACCAACCCUGGAGACAGAUGACAGCCUCAAGCCUCCCAUGACAACAGAUGGCCAGUCAAAGGUGCACCUGCCAUCAACAGUAUGGAAGCAGCCCAAGGACACCAAGGACUGGGGAGACGAAUACAUCUCCAAAGAGCAACCAGAAAGAGGGAAAGACAUGGGCCAAAGCAGAUACAGCUCAGCUGACAACAUUAUAUGCGAACCCUCUUUGGCUGCCAAAAGGCAGAACAUCGCUUUGGAGCUGCUGGAGUCAGAAAGGAAAUACGUCAUCAACCUUUCCCUGAUCCUGAAGAUCAAGGCCACAUUGCAAGGGCCAGAUGUGAAGAGGAGCACCAAAGAGAGAAGUUUCUUCCCCAACUCCCUGCGGUACCUGGUCCAGCAGCACGUUGAUUUACUUCAUGCUCUCCAGGAGCGAGUCCUGAGCUGGCCACGCCAAGGGAUCCUAGGAGACAUCUUCCUGAAGUUAACAAACGAUGAGAACAAUUUUCUGGACUACUACGUUGCUUACCUGAGGGACCUGCCAGAAUGCAUCUCCCUGAUCCACGUGGUGAUCCUGAAGGAGGUAGAAGAAGAAAUCAAAUCUGAUCUCUACAUUCUGUUCUUCCAUAUAGUCCAGCGAAUCCCUGAAUACCUCAUUCACCUACAGAAUGUCCUGAAGUUCACGGAGCAAGAACAUCCCGAUUAUUACCUGCUGCUGGUGUGUGUGCAGCGCCUCCGGGUUUUCAUCUCACACUACAGCCUCCUCUUCCAAUGCAACGAAGACCUGCUGAUACAGAAGAGGAAAAAGCUGAAGAAGUCGUCCCUGGUGAAGCUGUACAAAGGACUCACCUCCCAGUGCACAAGCCAAGAGGUUUCUCCAACACCCAGCGCGGCCUCCAUCCGGGACAGCGGGAUCCACUCAGAAGAGGCAAUCCAGUCGUUCCCACCAGCACCUUCCUCUGGCACGCCAACCCCGCAUUUGAUGCCCCAGAUGAAGAAACCCCAGCCAACUGUCAUGGAGAACAUCCAGGCUGUAAAGCCCCCUGACUGGGAAAUGGAGAGCAGAAAACAUGAGAGGCCAGAGAAUAUCCUUGCAUCCUCUCAGCUCACGGAGCAAGAACUCAAGGCUCUGACAGCUCCCUUACAAUCCAUCCCAGAAAUGGAGUACGAAGCACCACCUGCCGACGCUGUAGGAAACACAGAGAGAGCCAUCAGGACCUCUGUGGAGCUGCUGCAGGAUGCAAGGAACUUCGCACCAAGCUACGAAGAGUUCGACUACCCUGGAGAGGUGUUCACCCUGCCAGGCCCCUACGAAGACGAUGCCUUCCAAAACCUCGCUCUCUUUGAGAAUUGCUCCCCAGCCUCCUCCGAGUCCAGCUUAGACAUUUGUUUCCUCAGGCCUGUUAACUUCACGUCAGAACCAGAGAGGACAGAUCAUGCCUUACAGCCGUUGCCUAAGAGCUGUACCCCCGUCAGCAGCAGUACUUACAAGCGCGAGAUGUUCCACAGCAAAGGCAAGCAGCUGAGCAGGUCUCUGAAGGAGCUGCCGAGGAGCGCCGAGGGUGUGAGCUCCAGACUCUACAGCACACGGAGCAGCAGUGGGAGCCGGCUACAGCAGAAGCAGGAGAGGAAUGUCCAGCCUCACAUGAUCUCAGCCUCAUCCCGAAGCUCCCAAAGGAGCUACUUCCCCCCACAGAGAGGAGCGGGUGAAAAACAGAGCUUUUUGGAAGAGCUCCAUGCAGAAGACAACACCAGGUUCUGCCAGAAGGAUGACAAUGAGCAAACAUCCUUCAGCGACCACAACCCGCGGCACGAGCCCAAGGGGGGUUUCCGGAGCUCCUUCCGCAAGCUCUUCAAAAAGAAAUAAGCAGCCCCAAAAAAAAAUAAAAGGCAGGCCACAGCCUAAGCGCGGCAGUGCUUCCCCAGGUCCCUGAGGGUGGAGACAGACAGCGAGGCCCCGAGAUGUCCCCCGACUAACACAGUAGGCGGAGGGGUGGGGGAGAGGAGACUGUCACGACUGCCUCACAAACGCGUCCUGCUCUUCCUAGCACAGGGGAGGGCCAGGCUAUGGGUUGGAGCAGAGCUCAGGCAGCAGGUCCAGAAAGCACAGGAACUUGCUAGCUUUUACCCCUGCCUGACUUAACUUUCCUCAGAGUUUUGGAAAGCUUGAGCCAAAUCCCGUUAUCUUCUCCUCCCCCUCAUCCCUCAACACUGCUUGAUUUGCCACACAUCUUCGCUCUUCCAAAUACAAGCCCGGCCUAAUUUGGGCUCACCCGCAACAAAGGGGUUGCAUUUGCAGCCUUGGCAUCCUGGCCAGAAGUCUGAAAUUCCCCUCUUUCCAAAGAAAAACCACCAUCAGAGAUGUCUUCCAGGAGGCCGGCUCACACUACCCAGUUGGUUUGAGAAGGACUAACAAGCAUCAGCUGAAGCACCUGGGCUUUGUACUGCUUCAUCAGCAUCACCCCUUUUUUUUGGACUUGCAUCACUCCCUGAAAUCCUCCUCCACCUUUUAAUCGAUGCACUGUUGUUUCUUGACUUGCCUCCUCCUGUACGAAUCUCCGCUCUUGCUGGAGACAGAUGACCAGGGCCUGCCACAAGAGACAAAGACUCUCCUCCAUUCUACACCCACGGUGGAUCGAUGCAGACACUGCAGCAGUCAACCAGCUCCCCAUACGCAAUACAUCUUAAAUACUCUCUGCUAACUCUCUUUUGACCUGGCACCACCUUACGAGCCCGAGCACACGAAGCACCUUGCUGUGGAGUAGUUCUUCUAUAAAUAAUUGAGGCACCAGGGCAGGAAAGCCAAUGGAGCCCCAAGUUCAGAGUUAGAGCAUUCCUUCACGCACAAAGACACGCUUCUCCCCACAAAGCCAUACACAUGCCCUCACCACACCUCGACACGACAAACCCUUGGCAGCACCAUUCUUCGUAGAAAACGACAGAUUUUGUCUUUUUAGAUGAUAUGGAGAGAAACAAAGCCCUCUGGUGCAUUAUUCAUGCCACACCCCAGCAGCCUGUUGGUACAGGGCUGUGACACAAACUGAAUUUUGGACAUGAGUAGGGCAGUUUGAAGACUAAACAUGGUUUUUACCUGCUCUUUUGGCAGGGUUGUGACACUGGUCUAUCAUGAAGGACAGUUUCACCUGAAAAGAUUGUGAACUGUCUGCAUGGGGCCAACAGCAGCCACUGGGGAGAAGGGGUUGCAUGGCUGUGAGAUUAGGGGCUUGGGACUAACACUACUGCAGGGUGACUGAAUCUGGUGCUGAGAAGAGCACCCACCAUGCCGUACGGCUCUCCAGACAGCAGCAAUGGUGCAGGGAGGGCAGGGAAGAAGUGUCCUUGCCACAGUGGCUCACCCCGAGGCAGAUGCAGGGCCUGCAGCUCUCCCAUACUGCCAACUGAAAGCAUUUGCCAUCUGCUUUACCUCCUCUGUUGGAGAAGAGGAGGUGGGUGGGAAAAGGGUUAUUCACACCUAAAACAAACAAAAUCCAUCUUCUAUCAAAGUUUUCCCAACAUUUCAAGAAAGUGACCAAACUAAAACUUCAGAGACAAAAAUGUCACAGACGAUGCCUGCCCCAUAGAUUUUAGUGGACCCAAAAUAGCUACCAAAAAUCCACCUCUCCUCCUUCUGAGGUGAGGGGGGAAAUAUAUCCUUUGUUUGUUUUGCAUCUUUUGGAAACUAUCCUGGGAAGAUUUAUUAUUUAUGGUUUUUAAUGACAAAAAGAAUUCCAUCUCUCCAUUUCUCACAUCCUCAUUAAAUGACAAAUUCUCUGGCCCUUCCCAACCGGAGCUACUCCACACUGAACAGCCACUGCCUCACCAACACACCCCUAGAACUUCACAGCUCUCAGUCAGUGCACAGCCAGGAAAGAAAUACAUAAUAAGAGCCAGGUAUUUGUAACUGAGCCAUCAGCAAAGCCUGUUUGUUCUGCAGAGAAAUCAGCCACUGACAGACCUACUUGUUUGUACAUGGACCCAGAGUCUUAUCAAUAUGGAUGAGUUUCCUUCCCCACAUCAUCCCUAUCCUGUCAUGCUGAAUUUACUUGCUGAGAAAUACUUGGAUUUUGAAUUUCAGUCCAAUGUAAUGCACUGAUGCCGUCAAGGGCUCUGAGUCUUGUGUCUUUGUGUGUCACACAUGACAAGAUCUCUGUCCUUCACAGAACAAACUUGCUCCUCACACUUGCCAGACAGAUACCAGGGUAGAAACAGCACAAGAAGAAAAACCUACGUGCUAACAUCUCCUGGGUGAGGAAAUCCUUCUAGAGUGGCAGACCCUUGCUUGUAAAAUGCACAUGGAUUUUAGCUUCUAUUUUAGUGAUUUAAGGCAUGGUCAGAAUUGAUGGUUAUUAUUUCUUUCUGAUCCUGUAUGAGUUCUUACUUCCAGGCCUAUAUUUAUCAUUUGAGAUAUCCUGAGUAUUUCCUUGUACCUGCUCAGAACUUGCAAAAUGUAAAUAAAACAAAUGAAAACUGCUCAGCACCACAACAGAAACACAGCCUCUUGCAGGAUCUGACCCAACUUCACCUUUAGUAUGUGUAUGUACUCUGGAAUAUUUUUCUUCCUGUGCCAAAUAAACGUUGCUUUUAAAUAA
Molecule: messenger RNA, 5857 nt
Organism: Anas platyrhynchos (mallard)
Lineage: Eukaryota; Metazoa; Chordata; Aves; Anseriformes; Anatidae
Source: RefSeq, a predicted model, not a curated record